GCGUCACAGCAUAAAGCAUAAAACUACACGAUUGAACGGACAGCGGAGAGAAAAAAACGCAGCAACAGCAGAAAAAUGACAUCGUAUGUCGUGCAUCGCGUGGAGGACAAACGUUUUGUAAAUGGACGCACCGAAUACUUUUUGAGGUGGCGCGGCUAUCCUGCCAGUGAAAACACUUGGGAGCCUGCGGAGAAUCUGGAUUGCCCGGCCUUGAUAGCCAAAUACGAAAAGUCGGUGAGACUGCAGAAGAAGCAGAAGAAGAAGAAGCAGCAGCAGCCCGAGAACCGCGUGGCAACAGUCGCAACGCCAGAAAAUGUUCGCAGCGACGACGAGCCAGGGGCAAUGAAUGUGAAUGCGAAUGCGAUCAUGGGCUUUGAUCGCGGCUUGAAGCCGGCCAAAAUACUGGCGGCCACCGAUGCGCUGGGCGAGCUCAUGUUCCUGGUAAAGUGGGUGGGCUGCGAUCAGGCCGAUCUGGUGCCUGCCAAACUGGCCAACGAGCGCUGCCCACAGGUUGUGAUUGCGUUCUACGAGGAGCGCAUCGCCUGGCAGUCAGAAAAUUUCAACGGUGACGACGGCGCCGACAGCUACAGCUCUGACUAACAGCGGCGUGGCGGACCAGCCACAAAAGAGGAGAGAGGAUGCAAACAGAACAAGAAGAAGAAGUAGAAGAGGCCGAGGACAGCAACAACAAGAACGAUGGGAAGCAGAAGAAGCCGCCGCAUAAGGGAGACAACAGCAAGGCACUUCGAAUCGGAGAAGCAGACGACUGACGACUAAGAAAAUAUGAAAAUAAUCCAGCAUUGUUGUUGUUGUUGUUCGCGAGGGAUAAACAUAGAAAUUAUUUGUACAACUUAAGGAAGAUCCAACGGGGACCUAAAAGCAAAUAUGCGCUUGACUUAUUUUUUUUUUUUGUAUGUGAAAUAUAUGACAAUCGGAAGGUA
Messenger RNA from Drosophila obscura, 941 nucleotides. Its product is annotated as chromobox protein homolog 1-like. The transcript has a single exon. Lineage: Eukaryota; Metazoa; Arthropoda; Insecta; Diptera; Drosophilidae. The record is from RefSeq and is a predicted model, not a curated record. Bases 76 to 600 code for a protein of 174 amino acids. Gene Ontology annotation, molecular function: chromatin binding. Gene Ontology annotation, biological process: negative regulation of transcription by RNA polymerase II; chromatin organization. Gene Ontology annotation, cellular component: pericentric heterochromatin; nucleus.